Porites evermanni is the source of this 826-nucleotide messenger RNA. The record is from the annotation of a GenBank genome assembly. Lineage: Eukaryota; Metazoa; Cnidaria; Anthozoa; Scleractinia; Poritidae.
AUGUGUCCCGAAGAUGACCCGGAUCACCCAAUCAUCGCCUCAUCCGCUACUGCUUGUCACUGUGUGGUACUCAAGGCGGUCAAUAAGGCCAGGUAAAUAACUUAUCUUAUCACAUGGCAAGUCCCAUUAAAUGGCCGAGAUACUGCCUCUAGGUGUCCUCUAAAAGUGUUUUCAGCUCAUAUUCUACAUAAUACGUGAAUGCCAAAUGUGAGCAAUUCCUCUGAAACUUAUUCCCUUGAUUUAAGUUGCCCAAUACUCGACAUGCUUCGAUCCGAAAAUUGAAUUUUUAACCCUACGAGUGGACAAAUGGUGGUCACUUGACAAAAUGAGUUGUGAAUAAUUUUGCUGCAAGUUGUUUAAAGGCUCUGCAACAGGUUGUCUAUCCGUGCGAGUCUUUUGGAUGGAACCGGAGAAUUGGUGCGGGCAGGCUCAUUUGUGCCGAGUUCGGGGAAAAGCGAACUCUAGUGAGCCUGCUAGCAGGCGAUCGUCGUUUUGACAAAAUGCAAUAUCGAACAAAAACCGCAUGCACAGUUAGAAUAAUAUACAUUCGAUUAUUACCUGUGGUCAAUGGCUAUGUAUCUAAUAUGCAGUUCGUAUAGAUCGUACUGAAUAUUAAAAAAUAUACUUUCUAAUACUUGUUUCCUCGAGGGUUUAGGUGUGAAGGGCUAAUAUGUUACGUUUUUCUUCUAACAGAGGUAGGGAUGCUUCUAACACAGGUUCAGGUCCAGAGUUUUUUGGCUUUUCUCAUCCAACCAUUCAGUACUUGAUUCAGAGCUUACCUGGGGCCAGAAAAUGCACUAAGUAUCAGUGGGUCAAAUUUGAGCUU